AUGGAGACAGAUACUCGAAUGCAUGAUGAAAUUCAGAGCUUAUCCACAAAGAGGUUGAUGGGCAAAGUUGCAGUUAUAACUGGUGGUGCAAGAGGGAUUGGAGCUGCCACAGCAAAACUGUUUGCACAAAAUGGGGCCUAUGUUGUAAUUGCUGAUUUACUUGAUGAAUUGGGGGCUAAUCUAGCCGAUUCAAUUGGAGGCCGCUACAUCCACUGUGACGUUUCAAAGGAAGCCGAUGUGGAAUCAGCUAUCAAGCUAGCACUGACUUGGAAAGGCGGACUAGACAUCAUGUUCAACAAUGCAGGCAUUGGUGACGCUGGUGGGAGCAUCACUAACCUUGACAUGGACCAAGUGAAGUACCUAGUCUCAAUUAAUGUGUAUGGAAAUUUACAUGGAAUGAAAUAUGCUGCACAAGCCAUGAUCAAAGGCGGCCGAAAAGGAGGGUGUAUCAUUUGCACAUCAAGCUCAGCAGCUCUUAUGGGAGGCCUAGGAGGACAUGCCUACACAUUGUCAAAAGAGGCAAUCCUUGGAAUGAUGAGAAGUGCUGCUUGUGAGUUGGGGGUGCAUGGAAUUAGAGUGAAUUGUGUUUCGCCACAUGGGGUCCCUUCGGAGAUGCUUGUAAGUGCAUACAGGAAGUUCUUGGGGAGAAUGGAUGUGAACCUCGAAGAAAUUAGUAAGAUUAUUGGUGAGAGAGCGAGUUUAUUGCCUGGGAGAUGUGGAAGUACAGAAGAUGUGGCUCAUGCUGUGCUUUACCUGGCUAGUGAAAAUGCUGAGUACAUAACAGGACACAAUCUUGUUCUUGAUGGGGGUUAUACUUCUGCUAGCAGUAACAUGAGUUUCAUCUACCAAUGUUAA
This is a messenger RNA of Quercus robur (English oak), 855 nucleotides long. Its product is annotated as short-chain dehydrogenase reductase ATA1. NCBI's taxonomy places the organism in Eukaryota, Viridiplantae, Streptophyta, Magnoliopsida, Fagales, Fagaceae. The transcript has 2 exons. The coding region runs from base 1 to 855 and encodes 284 amino acids. The record is from RefSeq and is a predicted model, not a curated record.